Molecule: messenger RNA, 10382 nt
Organism: Anopheles moucheti
Lineage: Eukaryota; Metazoa; Arthropoda; Insecta; Diptera; Culicidae
Gene: nocte
Product: filaggrin
Exons: 6
Coding region: 446-8812 (2788 amino acids)
Biological process (GO): cell differentiation
Source: RefSeq, a predicted model, not a curated record
UAGGAAAAGGCGAAUAAAAAAGCGUGUUUCAUAGAAAAAUUGUUAUCGUAAAAGUAAAGUUCAGAACGUAAUCUUCCGUUCAAUCGGAUGAGUGUGACUUAUAACAACGUUGGGUAAAUUUUCUCUAAUACUAUUGGAUACACACGUAUGCUGCAGCGUGCAUUGUGCCACCUUGGUACUACUUGAGAAACAACGGAACAUUAAUUGGUGUUUUAAUAGUGUGUAUUCCUGCCGGCCGCAUUCGCUUGACGCGUUUGAAAGAUUCCAUAGUAACUAAAGCGACGUAAUUCAGUAUUUUUGGUCAAAUUACGGGGAGUAUUACAGGUAUUGUCACGGAUUGAAACGCAACACUAAAAGAGAAUCAAAACGCGAAGAAACAGUGUACCAAACAACUAUACAUAGUGACAAAACUGUUUGUUUUUGCUAAUGAAGAUUUUUUGGCAGUAUGAGCACAUUGGGGGGAACUAGGGGGGAGCGUAAUGCCAAGCCCAAAUUUGCAGCUUUAGACAUCAAUAAGCUCUACAUAACCAGCCGAGGCGAAUCUUUAGAACCAUCGUCCCAGAAAAGCGCUGCGCCACGAAAGCAUGGCAUGCAAAGCUUGGGAAAGGUGCCCACCGCUCGUCGUCCACCGGCAAAUCUUCCAUCCUUGAAGGCUGAAGUUGGUAAUCCUGGUGAACAAUGUGGUAGUUGGACUAGCGAUUGUAACGACGGACAAAAUCUCAUCAAGAGCUCAAGCGAUUUAACAGAAAAGAUCACAGUUUCUCCAAACCCAUCAAUUUCUAACAGCAACAUUCAGCAUCAAACAUCGUCGCUGAAUAAUUUGAAACCUUCCGAAUCAUCAUGGAAUACGAACGAGUUCCCUUCCCUGGACGGCAGUGGUCCGUAUGGCGGAAAUAUCAACAGCAAAUCUCAACUAUUCCAAGAUCACUACCCAGGAAGUUCUCAGUCGGGUUUAAGGCACCAAAACGACACAGUGUGUCGUACUCAACAAAAAGGUUCGAGUGGUCGAGGAACUAUUUCCAAUAUCGCAACAGAGAACAUCGAUGGUGGAAACAAUGUAGGCGGAUCGAACAAUUGUCAAGGCACGACGGCGUCUUCCCAAUCACCACCGUUGCCCCCACAGUUCAGGGCCCUUUUACCACCGUUUAUGCAACGAGGAAGCGACAGUGGUUUGACAGGAAACGAAAGCGAAGGAGGAAUUGCUUCACUGCCCGCUUUGUCAUCAGUUUCGUCAUCAGGAAUGGUCAUUGAUUCCAAAAACAAUAAUAAUGUACUCGGCGCCAACAACAUCAACAUCCUGGACAACAGUAAGAUGAGUAACAACAGUGGUAACGGUGGCACCAGCAAAAAAAAUGGUAACAAUGAGGGUACUGGUAACAGCAGUAGUAGUUUGGGUAACGCAACGGCGACUGUAACAAAAAAUUCAAAUCAGUUUCCGCUUAAGCAGUCAUCAGGUUUGACGAUGCAUUCUCAGCAAAAUGCUCGUAUUGGUAGUGGAAACUAUUUUUCUUCAAUGCCUUCAGCUAAAGGGGGGCGAGUGGCUCGUGGAGUGAGCAGUGCAAGCAGCAAUGCUGUUAGAGAAGGAAGCGCUGAAAGGACCGGUUAUAAUGAUAAUUAUCAGCAUGCAAACCGUCGUGGAGGUAUAAAUCAACAGCCUCGAUAUGCUAAUCGUAGCACGACAGGUGGAAAUGUUGGUAGUUACAACAGUUCAGCUGGUUAUGUGCGAAGUAGCGGAACUGGAAAUGUAGUGUCUGGUGAUGCUGGUAGUCCUGGUGGAUUCCCUGAUGAUAAUCGUAAUGUACAUCCACCAUACGGCUCAGGCGUUCUUGCGGAGCAAGAGGUUGUGGUACGACCAAUUAUACGCGAUGAAGAAUUACAAAGAUUGGAAGCAAUCGCUAAAGAUGAAGGAUGGGCAAAGGAUUACGAGUUUGAUUAUAAUCAGAAAUUAGAAUUUUCUGAUGACGAAUCAGAGUUAAACUCUUCGUCAGUUGCUAUAAAAGAAAAAGAUACCACCUUGGGGGCUUCGGACAAAAAUACUACGGGAGUAGAUGAGAAAGUAGUUGAUACUACGGAUAAACAUGUUCGUACCCAGGAGAAUGUUGGCGAAGCUUACAGAGAUCGAGCUCUAAACCAAGUUCAAGAAGCCAAUUUAAUACAAGCAAACGGCAAUAACGGUAUGCGUGGAAUUGGUGCGGAAGGCGGUGUUAUCAAUGUGAACAUUGUCGCAGGAGGCUUAGAUGCAGCAGAAGCAAAGGAGCGUAUAAAGCAGCGACGGGAAGAAGAUCAAAAGCGUGAAAUCGAACGUAAGCAGGCAGCUGCUAGAAAAUUGCAAGAACUGGAGGAGAAACUUAGUCGGAAAAAGAACGACGAAUCAUUGGAAGGAAGGCCCGGUAAUAUUGAUAAAAAUAUCUGUGGCGGUAUGAACGUAUCUAUAUCUUCUACUGGCAAUGUCGUCACCCCUUUGCUUGGUACUAGAAUGGAAGAAGAGAAAACCAUUGAAAGUGCAGUUGAACACUCCAGCGAACGUAUAAUAUCUAUAAAAAUUCGAGGAAAAAGUGGUGAACGUGCAAAUGUGAAAGAAAUACGGUACGAAUUUGGAACUGGUGGAGCACGACAUGAUCGCGAAGCAGGAAACCUCAGUGGAAGCACUGGUGCUAAUUGGGAUAUGCCAGGAUUUUCCAAAACCUUUCAAUCAAAUUUGCCUCCAAGGUUCCAGAAGCGUAAACUUGAACGAAACACAUCUGGUACAAAUGUAUCAACGACGAAUAAUACGACUAAUAAUCCAACUCUAUCGCGAAAUACUAACAGUUACUCGUCUGGAAGCACUGGUACUCCAGUAACGAAUUCUGGCAUUGAAACUAAAAGUACUAUUCCGUUUGCGCAACAAUAUGAUCCACGAUUCAUUCAUAACCAACAAACAUACGGGCGCGGCGUUGCCGCAAACGCAAUGUCAAGUUCGCGUCGAAGUGUUACGACAACAGGAAGCGCUCCUGUUAGAGAUCGUGAUGAACGUCAACGACAGCAGUAUGAAAUGCGUGAACAUAAUCAGCGAGAAACUAUUACAAAAGAAAAACCAGAUUCUGCAGAAGAUAACAAUCGAUUCAAUGUUGCUUUUGGAGGAAGUCCAGAAUCUUCUGUUAACAAUCACGUCAAGCAGAAUACUGGAGGACGUGUAACAACACCACAGCUGGUUCGCAGCUUAUCUGAAUCAUCUAAUCGUAAAAUGAGUGUAUCAAGUGAUGAAAAUCAUCAUAAUGUUGUUCAUCACGCUCAGCAUGCAUCAUCAUCCACGCACAAUUCUGGUAGCAUUGUUACAAUGUCUAGAAAUUAUGGUCGAGAAACCUCAUGGGAUACGGAAGUUGAGAAAGGUUCUUCAGCGUCGUCACCUGCAUCUUUCAGUGGUAGCGAGCGCCCGUUACGAUCUGAUUGCGAACAACCGAAACAGAUAUUGCUUCGAGUAAACGAAGCGGCUUCUCAAAUAUCUGACGUAAUGAAAGAAGAUAAAAUGUCCAGCAAACGGAUAAUGAAGAGUGUCGAUUGUGAAUCAAAUCAGAAGAAUGAAGGAAUUGAAAGAAAUGAACAUGCAGCAAUUGAGAGUGCUACAACAUCACAUAAUAGUAACGCAAAUAGUUUAAUUGUGACAAUGGAUCCUGACGGUAAUAAGGUUGAUAUAGCUGCAGAAAAAUCUAGCAAAGUAUUACACCCAGAAGAAUCAUCCACGUUUUUGGCUGUAGAAACAAGUAUGAAAGAGAAUUUGGAGUCAUGUGUAAAUGAAUGCUCAAAAGAUGCAGCACAUAUGGAUACGCAUCAGUCAAGGCAAUUGCCCGGCACAGAUGAUAAGAAACAAAUUGUAUCCACAGCUCCCGCAGGUGCGUCAUCUCAGCAACAAAGUGGUAAAAAGAAAGGCUUGACUUUGAUAAACCAACACCACUCGCGAGAUAAUCGAAGACAUGAUUCCCGUGGCGGAUCUCGUGGUGGUAGUUACACCGGUGGAUUCCAUCGCGCAGAUGUAACAGGCGGAACUUCUCUUAGAGGCGGAACAAACAAUUGGAACAGAUCUCGCGGUGGAAGUAGAGUUGGUGGCGGAAAUCGUAUCUACAAUCAAGAUUACUGGAGCGAGUCUGAAUUUUCUGAGGAAGGUUAUGAUGAUCAAUCAAAGCAUCAUUUGCAGCAAAAGAUUUACAACCAUUCCAUGAUUGGAAGUACUGUACAGAGUUUGGUAAGCUCAGAUGCGGCUGGGACGGCUUCAAAGGAAGGUUUUGUACCGCGUGGGGAACCAUCACGACGUGGUCGAGGUGGUGGGAAUGUAGGUUCGAAUGUAGCCGUUGCUAGUUCUUCGAAUACGAAUAUUCGUCAGAAGCCACUGCAAGCGCCCUUCUCUGGUUGCGUAUCAUCAAUGGAGGGCACUGUCAUAAGUAAAAAAAUUGAAGGAUAUGGUCCUCCCAAUUCAAAAAGUCCAUUCGGUGGGAGUAUAGGUAAUAGUGAUGAUAGAAAUACAAAACAUCGUGGUGGCGAAAGCUUCAAUAGCAGUACUAGUGCUGGAUCCCCAACAAGGGAUGUUGUUCAAAAAAGUGCAAGAUCGAUUCCUUUCACUGAUGGUAGCAAGGCAACGGAGGAUAUUUCAUCAAUCGAUCAAGAACAAAAAAAUGCGAUAGUAGGAGAAGGAACCCCUGGUGCAACAGAAGUUCGUAACGAUGAAUCUCAUUCGAGAGAGGAUAAUCUUAUAUCUCAAAAGUCAAGUACCAGGUCCUGUGUAACGGAUAAUCGCAUGGAAGCUAGUGAUAUGUGCGAUACCAUUAAAUCUGGAACAAUGGUAGACGAUACGAAGACAAAAACGAAAAGCAUCAUAACACCGAUCACCACGAAAAGUAGUGGUUCUAUAGCAUCGCAGCAACAGUCUAAACACGCAUCCAGUUUACCAGGAACUAUUUAUAGUGGGAAUAGUAGUUCAUUAGAGGGUAAUUCUGCUUUACAAGGCAAUACUACGGUAUCUAAUAUUGGAAAUACUAGAGGAGGUUCCAUCAACCAAUUGGUAACGCGCAAGCAGCAGUCUGUAACGAGAGGACAAGGAGCAAAGGCAUCUAACACUGAUACUAUAACUGAUAUAUCAUCUGGUUCGGGUUCAAAUACCAAUCAAAUGGUUCCAACUUUAAUGAAUACUACCAAUAGUGGAAAUAAAACAGCAGCAACAUUAGUUACACGUUCUUCAACAGUAGUAUCCGCUGAAGGAGAAAGAUCGUGUCACCUACAACAACAGCAAUCGACAACAGAAAAGCUGUCUACGCUUUCCCCAGUAAAUAAUGCCAAGACUGAUAAUGAUAAGCAUAAUCUAGAUGGCAAUACUCCUCCAGUGAAUACGAUAAUAUUUGAAAACACUAACUAUAAAUCAGGCGUAUCCGUUGCUGUGUUGAGUGGAAAUUCUCCGAGCCCGGUAGUUGGUGAUUGCGGAGGAGUUAGCGGAGAUACCACUACAGCUAGUUUGAGACGUCAGCAUAGUGGCAAUAGUGGCACAAAUUUUGGAUCAAAAGUAAACACAGGUUUUAUGAACGACAAAAUGACUACUGGGGCAGCAAGUGUUGUAGGAGCACUAAUGAAUUCACAACAAUCUAUUACAUCCAGCUCCUCAGCUCAUCGUCCGAUAACUACGACAACUGCUACAACAGCAAACGAUGGUGCAUUGCAACAUAACAUCGUGGGUAGUUCUCAAAGAACUUUACUUUCUACUGGUGUUCCAAAACAACAACCAUGCAACAUGAUACCAAGUUCGCUUCAAGGAAUUCCAUUUCAAAAAGGUGAAAACGAUUAUAAGGAUAUUAAAUCAUAUGCUUUUGAGACUGAUCUUAGCCAUUUAAUUGACGGCGACAAAGGCAUUAAAAAACAAUCAUCAGUAUCAGCCGGUUUAUGCUUAACAAAAUCAAUGGAAGCAGAUGGGGGUAAUAGUAACCAUGGUGGAGUAGCUGUGUCUGUGAAAAAUAUGAUUUCUCCUUCAACUGCCGAUUUAAACAUGAAAAUAGCGAGUGUAAAAAAGGUUUGGGAAAUGUCAACUGUACCAGAACAAACCGGAACGGUGGUGAACACUGGAAGCGGAAGUAGUGGUAAUCGUGUCAAUGUUGGAAAUGAACAUACAGUUAGCGGAGGCGGAAACGUUGCCAGUGGUAGCAAUGUUCAUUUGAAAUCAAGCUUCGUAAGAGGUCCACAUCACCCAUCCCAUCAGCCACAGUAUCAACAUCCUCAUCCCGGAGGUACCAAUCACCACACCCACCAGACGCAUGGAACGCAUUCGUCUUAUGGAGCUGCUUUUGGGUCAGAAUCUGAUUCCUUAGUGGACCAUUUCAAUAAUUCCAACAGUGUGUGUAAUGUAUCCGGCUCCGCAGGAUCUAACAGUGGAUGCGACAUUAACUCCACGAUUACUCUCAGUAAUGAAUGCAGUGACAGUUCUAAUGGAGGAUAUAGUCUGAGUCAUCAUCAUUCGCAACAGCAAUCGGCAAAGCCCCAUCAACAGACACACCAGCAACAGCAACAACUGCAGCAGCAACAUCAUCAACAAGAAUUACAGCAUCAACGACAACCACACAACAUUCAGGAAUCAUCUUCGCAGCAGUCUUCGCAACAGCAUGCUCAGCAGCCACAAAAACCGUUACAGCAACACCCGUCACAGCACGCACUACAACAUACACAGCAAUUGCAACGUCAACAGCAACAACAUAAGGAUCAGCCUCAGCAUCUUCAGCAAUUGCAGCAGCUACAUCAACAAUCGCAACCGCAGCAUAAACCGCAAACGCAAUCACAAACUCAACCACAACAGUCACAGUCGCAAACGCAAGCUUCAUCACAAUCACAAACUCAAUCGCAAACACAAACUACCCAAUCGCAACCGCAAACCCAGUCACAAAUGAAGGCACAGCAGCAGCAGCAGCAGCAGUCGCUACAGCAAACACAACAAUUAUCGCAACAAUUGCCACAACAACUCUCUCAGUCUCAACAACAUCCGCAUCAGCAUCAGCAGCAACAUCCGUCACAUAAACAGUCGCAACUUCAACAGCAGUUGCAGCAACAUACAGUACAACAACAUCCGCAGCAAUUGCAGCAAUCGCAUCAUCAACAAUCACUAACAUUGCAACACCAACAACAGACACAACAACAAUCGCAACAACAUGUUACUUCUGUUGGUGUACAGCAGCAUCAAGCAGCAGUAGCCGUGUCUCUGAAUCUAAACAAACAUCCAGUGGCAGAUGUGCUGGCAGCGGCAGUUGCCGCAAACAAUGUAAAUGUUUGCAAGGUAAAACCCACCCAACAAAAUAACAGUGGAGGCAUGCAUCAAUCCAGCAGCAUAGGCCUAUCGCCUCCUCCACAAAUGCAAAGCGGAUCCAUACCUUCUGCUCCACAACCAUUUUUUCCGGCUCAAUAUGGUGUGUCUGCUAUACCUUCACCACCAGCGGUGUUAUAUAAUUCACCUGCAGUCGCUGCAGCUGCUGCCAUGAAUUCACAAGGUGGAUUAUACAAUGCAUUCCAAAUUGAACCAAGCGGUCGUUCACAAUUUUCACAAUUCCCGGGACACUAUGGCACUUCCGGUACUGGUGGUCCAUAUAAUGCGUAUAUGACCACACCAACUAACAUGCAAGCAGGACCUACACCAGAGAUGUUCCAAAGUUUAUCGUCGCAAUUUCGCAUGGGCUCGGUUCAACCGCCAUACAACCAAACAACUCAAAUGGGAAACCCAAACACAAUGCUAAUAUCAUCAAAUAAUAGUUCGUUGAUGUCAUCGUCGGUAAAAUCUACCGCGCAACAGAUCGGUGCUAUCGGGCAACCCAAACCCAACGGUGGUGGAUCGGUUAGCCAACCACCAUACGGUCAACAAUAUCUAAAUAUGUUCCCGCCAGCUCCUCCACUGCAAAAUUCUGCAGCGAAUUACUAUUCAAACUCUGGGGGUAAUCAAACGGCAUUUUUUGGCACAACUGGAGCAACCGGCGCUGCCGCGCAAAAUGCGUACGGUAUACCAGCAGCUGCAGUUGCGUCUAAUAUGUUUGGUAGCCAUGGUGGGCAGAAUCCUCCCAACACUCCACAGCCUCCGCCACCACAGCAGCAGAUGCCCAGCUAUUCUUCGCAGUUCUUAAAUUCGCCACUUUUGGCUGCAACCAAUCCAGCAAUGAGCCAACAACAGUAUCGAGGAGCACCGAAUAAUAGCACGCAACAUUCUGGGGCCAAUGCUGCUGCUUACAUAAAAUCGAACCAAUCGCCACAAUCAUCCCAUAUCCAGCAGCAACAACAGCAACAGCAACAAGAUACUUGGGAACUUCAAAAUCAACUAAUGCAACAUCAACCGCAAAUUUCAAACCUACAACAGUCUGCUCCACCUCAACAGAUACCUUUAUUGUCCACGGGAGCGCCAGCCGGGGGUCAACAAAGUUCCCAAACAAACCCACACUUAUCAAAUCACAGUCGCAAUGUGUUAGCUUUAAACCAAGGAAACAAUCAGUUAGUAGGAUGUGUGAGCAGCACCGCUGGAAAUGGGAGUCUCGUUGUUAGUGGUGGAGGAAACGGAAACACAGGCACUAGCUCGAUACGUGCUCAAGAGUCGGGAGUUUCUGGCACGCGGUAUCCGUCUCCAAUUCAAAGACCUACAAGUUUCGCACAUGCGCAAAGCGUAGGUAUACAGCAUCAUCAGCAAAGGAGUAAUCGUCCGAUCGGGUAUGGUCAGCAGAACGUCGGAAAUAAUGCAGGUCAUCAAACUGGUGGUGUAGGUGGGCCAUCGAACGUUGCACCAGGUGUAAUUAAUUCUAACAAACAUUUUUACGGUGGAAAUCGUAGUUAAACAACAAGAUAAGAUAUAUAAAAUAUGUUAUUUAGCUUUUCUCGAGAUCCAAACAUAAUACAUUAGACGAUCGCAGUGAUUUUUUUUCAGAAUUUGUGAAAUACACAAGAAUGGCAGUUAUUCGAUCGAGUACCGAGUAUGAAUUAGCAUAAUAGUUUUGAAAAAGAUUGACAAGUCAUAGACUUUUUAUUUAUAUUAUAUUCUUCAACAAGAAGAUCUGAAACGCGUUUUAAUUUUAGCGAAUACCUAGUUUAGAUUUUUACUACUUACGUCUAUCGCUAAACAACAUAACCAUUGACGGAAAUUUAUAAAUGGGGUGGUGAUGCAGCUGGUUCGUACACUUGUAUUAGUGAGUUGCAACAGAAUUUCAUUGUAAGGUGGUAAAUAAUAGGGAAAAUUCUAAACAUAGACGAAACAUUCGUUAACAACUUUGAACUGGUAAGGGCAUCAUUGUAUGAUUAUAAUAUAACACGUUAAUUUGGAUCUAGAAUACGGCAUUGAAUGGAAAUGCAAGUGUGGCAUCAAAGCCUAUGCUUCGAGGAAUGUCCGGAAACAGUUAUCUCUAAUUUAGAAUCCUAUACAGAUAUUCAACAAUGCUUCGAAAAACAUUAUUCAUCCAUAACUGCAUACUGUCCAGGAGUGUUGUACGCCGAUGACCGAGCAACAUAAUAUUUUUUUGCCAAAUUUAACGCAAAAGGCACACGUAGAGUAUACAAAAAAAACCCUUUUUGAUGAACAUCAGUGAUAUCGACAGCUUACAAUUGGAAAUGUUCAAAUGCAAGAUAAGUGAAUAGUUUUGCAUCAGCAUUCAACAACUCCACACAAAAAUACGGUAGUGUAUGUGAACCAUAGAUGGAGUGAUGCAUUUUAGUGGAAUCAUCGAGCACUGUUAAAUAUAUUACCACUGGUCGAUUAUGCUUUUCUUAUUGCCUAUGCUACCACGGCGUAGAAAAUAAUUCUUUAUAUUGAACUAAAUCACGGCGAGAUAUCUUAAGAUGUAGAAGAAGCAAAGCCUAGCGUUAUGUUUAGUAAUUAUCUAUUAAAUAAUAAUAAAUACACAUUGCAAUGAUGCAAAAUAUGACACGCGUGUCAAAUGGUGCAUGGUGUUACUGAGUGUGACAAACAUCAAGAUAUUCUUAUUCUUAUCAAAUUCAAAAUGCUCGCACCAUUAUGUUAUUGCACAGAUAAAAGGUGUGUGUAUGAAAAAAUAGCAGUUUGCAGUAAUUUUACUACAAUUUUCAUUAUGUGAAAUAAUUUUUGUGUGCAUAAUGGAGAGGGAUGUGGCACAAUUGCUCGAAUUGACGAUACCAUUCAAGCAGAUCCCUGUCGACAGUAAAAAUAGUUACGAAAUGAAUAAAGACAAACACAGAGAAAAAGAGAGAGAGAGAAAUAGAGAGAGAGAGAGAGAGAGAGAGAGAUAGAAAGAGAGAGAUAGAGAGAAAGAGAGAGACCCACAAAGUUAUACAGCGAUAUCUCCAAGCAAUUACAUACCAGAAAGUCAGAAAUAUAUGAAUGAAUAUCAUAAAACAUAGUGAAUCACUCUUUAUAAUGCCGUUUUGAUUAAUGAAUG